Molecule: messenger RNA, 1223 nt
Organism: Myxocyprinus asiaticus (Chinese sucker)
Lineage: Eukaryota; Metazoa; Chordata; Actinopteri; Cypriniformes; Catostomidae
Gene: caln2
Product: calneuron 2
Exons: 6
Coding region: 341-997 (218 amino acids)
Molecular function (GO): calcium ion binding
Source: RefSeq, a predicted model, not a curated record
ACGCCUGUUAUGCACGAGGAGAGCGCGAGACCGGUGCACUGCUGAACAAACCAGUUCAACAUUUGAACUUUUUAUAAAAAGUCAUAUGACACUGGCUUUUGGACCGAGCACUUGACCUAAUGGAUCUUCAAGAAACUCUGCUUCGGUGACAGUGGGGCUGUCACAUGCCAACGGGACCGAGAACAGAUAACUGGGGCAACUGAAAAUGUCUUUAUUUUUCUCGUAUACAUUUAGAAUUUGUGCUCCAGUGUAGCUACUACAUAUGAGUCAUCCAACACUGGCAUUAUAAACGCCCAGAGACUUCGCCAAUUACUAAACACAGUCUUUGAGGAGGGUGAAGAUGCCUUUUCACCAUGUGAGAGCAGGGCUGCUCUACACAGACAACUACCUGAGCAACUCUCUCUCUGAAACCAGUGAAGAGCAGCUUGCCAACCUCUCCACAGAAGAGCUUGGUGAGAUUAGAGAAGCAUUCCGUGUUCUAGACAGGGAUGGGAAUGGUUUCAUCUCUAAGCAGGAGCUGGGUAUGGCCAUGCGCUCUCUGGGACACAUGCCCAGUGAGGUGGAGCUGGCUAUUAUCAUGCAGAGACUGGACAUGGAUGGUGAUGGACAGGUGGAUUUUGAUGAAUUUAUGACAAUAUUAGGCCCCAAACUCCUUUCUUCUGAAACCAGAGAGGGCUUCCUAGGCAGCACUAUAGACAGCAUAUUCUGGCAGUUUGACAUGCAACAGAUGUCUCUAGAGGAGCUCAAACACGUCCUGUUCCACGCCUUUAGAGACCAUCUCACCAUGAAGGACAUUGAGAACAUCAUCGUCACAGAGGAGGAGAGUUUGAAGGAGAACUCAGGAAACUGCCAGACUGAAUUUCAGGGAGUGCAUUCUAAAAAGAAGAAUCGGCAGACGUGUGUCCGCAAAAGCCUCAUCUGUGCUUUCGCAAUGGCCUUCAUCAUCAGCGUCAUGCUAAUCGCAGCCAAUCAGAUGUUGCGAAAUGGCAUGGAGUAGCACUGCCCACUGUGAACCUUGGGUGAUUCGAUCUUUGCUUGUACUGUACCCUCUUAAGAAAUAAGCAUCAAAAACUGCUAAAGCAAUUCCACAUUUUUUUUUUUUUUUUUACCAUCCAGAGGAUGCGGAUGAAUCCAAAAGGAAAGCUCUCUUUUAUUUUUAAUAUAGCAAGUACACUGACUGUGACAAACUUUCCAACAGCACUGAGGGAUCAUUUGUCCUCCAU